GUUGAACCCAACCUAGACAAGGUGGCCAAAAUUCAAUUUGUUCUUUUUAACCAAACUUCAUCUCUUUGGUGUCCAGCGCAGGGUGCACCAGCACCAUUUAUAGUUUGGAGAAAGAACGGCAUCAUGGUACAGAACAGUACAAGUAUCAAAUAUCAAUUGACCAUUACUGAAGAAAACAACGACAAGUACAGCUGUGAAGUGAAGAAACAGGAUGAUCUUGACAAGGAAGAAAUCCGUCUUGUCAUUGAAAGUGAGUUUUUUUCACAAAAAAAUUAAGUGGAGUAAGUUUUAAAAGAAACUGUGGUGCAGCUGGUCGACCCAAUGACAUAUUUGUUUUGUCUUACACUGGAAUGGUAUCAAGCGUUCACGAGAUAACUAGAUGGCAGCUAUCAUUCAAAGUAUUCUAAUGCACACAUUCAGAGAGUACCACUAAAGAGCCUCAUUAACUCUCAGUCAGUACAUUUAUAUCGUCUUGCUUUAUUUUAGGGUGCCCAGAUCCCUGCCGAUGUACAAUUGCAGUUGGAAUCAUAGGCACAGCUACUCGCAUUGAGUGUCGAGGAAAACACUUACAGUCAGUUCCACGGCACUUGCCCUUUUCUACAGCGAAAUUGUAAGCGUUUUAACUCUCCUUCUUUUAGGCUUUUAGGAGGUGGCCGGAGCAGGUGACCGGAGUAGGCUUGGUAUCAAACUUGGCCUCAGAAUUAUAAGGAAAACUAGGAAGAAUCUAUCAUACGUUUUCGGAAAAAAGGUUCUCUUCUAACACCUCUAAUGGUGAAAAUGACCGUCAUUGUCAGUGUUAGAAGUCACUGAUAUUUUUGACAGAGUAAAUGGAAGAGAGUCAUCCGCUGAAGUGAGGUAAAGAGCCCUUUGAACAGACUUCUGUCAGAGAAUGUUUAAAGCCACAGGCCUUUUACAUGUUAAUUGUUUGCAACUUAAACAUAGCUAUAGAAACGAACCGAAUUCCCAAAUGUUACCGACGAUUUUAAUGUGACAUUUUUUGGCUACGUGAUUUUAGUAGUUUAUAACAUCUAGAGCGAAUUUUUCAAAUUCGCUUCACUAUUCUAGCUUUUAACAUUGCCUUGUCAAAACCGCUCUUCUCGAUUAUGAGUAUGAAUAUCAUUAAUUACAUAGAAAUAGUGGAGAGUUUCUUUUAUUUUAUUUUAAAAAAGGCUAAAUAAGAACGAUUCUUGAAAUUCAGUUAGCAUCAAGCAAAUUGGACAAUAAGCUGAGAUUUACUUUUAGGCAAACGUCUUUGUUGUGUGAAAGAUCCUCGAAUAAUAUUAGCUUUCACGAUGAUGUAAUCUAUUUUUCUGAGUUUAUUUGUUUUAUUUGCAUAUGGGAGAUUUCCUGCAUGGCCGGUGCUAGUAAGAGAAAUUUUUUUUUAUACUGCAAACCUGGUAAUUGACUGAUGUACAAUUUCUCUCCGGCAAUUUCCAAAGCAACGCGAUAAAUUCGACGCAAAACUAGCUGAAAAAUGAUAAUGAACUUGGAAAAAUAAGGCACAAACUGCAAAGAAAACGUUGAAAAAUCAUUUUGAACCUUAUGUGAAUGUUGUCGUAAAAACUUGCGUGGAAACCAGAUAAAGAGGAUAUCAGCUGAAGUCUUCAAAAACAACUCCAAGUUAGCCUUCUUGUAAGUAACCAGUAAACAUUAAAUCUAUUAUUAGUUUGGUCUCGAUUCACCCGCCAUUUUCGAAGAGUUAUGUCACUUACUAACUCUGUGAGAAAAAGGUUUUCUAGCCGAUUAGUUUUUGAUAUGUGUCUGGAACGCAUUUUAAAAAAUGCAUAACUAAAAUCCAUGAUGUAUCCUUUUUGUAGGAGCUUAGCAAGGAACCAGAUAAAGGAGCUACCAGCGGGAGUUUUCACUAACAACAACAAGUUGCUCAACUUGUGAGUAGGAAGACUAAAAGUUCAUAGUCGACCUAUAUAUUUUUACUGUAAAAUCCUUCUCCAAACUCUUGUUAAUUCUAAAAAACUCAAAUAUUAUCGAACGACAACAAGUUGCCUAAUAAUUUAGUUACUAAUGAGUCAAGCCACAAUCGUUUUGACAGAGAACCUUACUUUUUAGUUGAUCACUGAUCUAGGGUACCACAAGAUAUAUAUGUCAGCGACUGGGAAUGAUUCCAUCACGUUUAUAUCCGUCUACGACGUAAACCAAACAAGUUCAGUAGUCGGUAUACCCUUCUUGAGAGGGAUUAGGUUAUGUCCACUUAAAUUCCCUUUCGCAUUAUAGGUAUUUUAACACGUUAUGCGUUCUUAUGUAAUGGUAUGACGCAGUUUUAUCAAAAAUUACAGAUUUUUAGGCCAAAACAAGAUCAAAAACUUGCUUGGUAAUUUAUUUUCUGUAUUGCUAAACCCGCACUAGUUGUAAACAAAGAGUGGUUGUUUUACAUUACCUAUUGCGUAAUCGUGUCGAAACGAAUAAUAAUGUCGAUAAUAGUGUAAAACACAAACCGAUUACUGUGCAAGUACCCACCAUGAUAAUGAACAUGGAAAAAAUAUGGCACAAACUGCAAAGAAAACGUUAAAAAACCAUUUUGAAUCUUAUGUUAAUGUUGUCGUAGAAACUUGCGUGGAAACCAGAUAAAGAGGAUAUCAGCUGAAGUCUUCAAAAACAACUCCGAGUUGGCCUUCUUGUAAGUAACCAGUAAACAUUAAAUCUAUUAUUAGUUUGGUCUCGAUUCACCCGCCAUUUUCGAAGAGUUAUGUCACUUACUAACUCUGUGAGAAAAAGGUUUUCUAGCCGAGUAGUUUUUGUUAUGUGUCUGGAACGCAUUUUAAAAAAUGCCUAACUAAAAUCCAUGAUGUAUCCUUUUUGUAGGAGCUUAGCAGGGAACCAGAUAGAGAAGCUACCAGCGGGAGUCUUCACUAACAACAACAAGUUGCUCAACUUGUGAGUAGAAAGACUAAAAGUUCAUAGUCGACCUAUAUAUUUUUACUGUAAAAUCCUUCUCCAAACUCUUGUUAAUUCUAAAAAACUCAAAUAUUAUCGAACGACAACAAGUUGCCUAAUAAUUUAGUUACUAAUGAGUCAAGCCACAAUCGUUUUGACAGAGAACCUUACUUUUUAGCUGAUCACUGAUCUAGGGUACCACAAGAUAUAUAUGUCAGCGACUGGGAAUGAUUCCAUCACGUUUAUAUCCGUCGACGACGUAAACCAAACAAGUUCAUUAAUCGGUAUACCCUUCUUGAGAGGGAUUAGGUUAUGUACACUUAAAUUUCCUUUCGCAUUAUAGGUAUUUUAACACGUUAUGCGUUCUUAUGUAAUGGUGUGACGCAGUUUUAUCAAAAAUUACAGAUUUUUAGGCCAAAACAAGAUCAAAAACUUGCUUGGUAAUUUAUUUUCUGUAUUGCUAAACCCGCACUAGUUAUAAAUAAAGAGUGGUUGUUUUACAUUACCUAUUGCGUAAUCGUGUCGAAACGAAUAAUAAUGUCGAUAAUAGUGUAAAACACAAACCGAUUACUCUGCAAGGACCCACCAUGAUAAUGAACAUGGAAAAAAUAUGGCACAAACUGCAAAGAAAACGUUAAAAAACCAUUUUGAAUCUUAUAUGAAUGUUGCCGUAGAAACUUGCGUAGAAACCACAUAAAGAGGAUAUCAGCUGAAGUCUUCAAAAACAACUCCGAGUUGGCCUUCUUGUAAGUAACCAGUAAACAUUAAAUCUACUAUUAGUUUGGUCUCUAUUGACCCGCCAUUUUCGAAGAGUUAUGUCACUUACUAACUCUGUGAGAAAAAGGUUUUCUAGCCGCGUAGUUUUUGUUAUGUGUCUGGAACGCAUUUUAAAAAAUGCCUAACUAAAAUCCAUGAUGUAUCUUUUCUGUAGGAGCUUAGCAGGAAACCAGAUAGAGGAGCUACCAGCGGGAGUCUUCAGUAACAACAACAAGUUGCUCAACUUGUGAGUAGGAAGACUAAAAGUUCGUAGUCGACCUCUAUAUUUUUACUGUAAAAUCCUUCUCCAAACUCUUGUUAAUUCUAAAAUACUCAAAUAUUAUCGAACGACAACAAGUUGCCUAAUAAUUUAGUUACUAAUGAGUCAAACCACAAUCGUUUUGAGAGAGAACCUUACUUUUUAGUUGAACACUGAUCAAGAGUACCACAAGAUAUAAAUGUCAGCGAAUGGGAAAGAUUCCAUCACGUUUAUAUCCGUCGACGACGUGAACCAAACAAGUUCAGUAGUCGGUAUACCCUUCUUGAGAGGAGUUAGGUUAUGUCCACUUAAAUUCCCUUGCGCAUUAUUAGUAUUUAAACACGUUAUGAGUUCUUAUGUAAUUGUAUGGCGCAGUUUUAUCAACAAUUACAGAUUUUUAGUCCGAAACAAUUAUCAAAAAGUUGCCUGGUAAUUUAUUUUUUGAAUUGCUAAACCUUGCACUGGCUAUAAAUGAAGAGUGAUUUUUUACAUUAACUAUUGCGUAAUCGUGUCGAAACGAAUAGUAAUGUCGAUAGUAGUGUAAGACACAAACAGAUUAUCGUGCAAGGACCUACCAACACGUAGUAAUAGAUAUGUGCACGGAUUAUUUACAUGUUCAAAUUCUCCGAAUGUCGAGGCUCGUGCCUUAGCGAUAUUGGUAGGAACCUCAAAACAACUCCUAUUGCAACCAUUCGAGCGCCUACAAAUGGUGAUGUCAGCAACUGUUCAACUUAAAUGCAGGACAUAUCCCCAUUUUAAGGACUUAGACAACAACCAAAUAGAGGAGCUACCUCCUGAAGUUUUUCAUAACAACUCGCAGUUGGUCGUUCUGUAAAUAAGUAAACUUAAUGCUUUUGUUUCUACUGGCACUUGAUGUGUUAAGAAUUAUUACAUACCACACCCUCAGUGUAUGUAGCCAACCAUGAAGGCAGUGGAAAAGGGUAUAGUGGUUUGUAGUUUUGCAGUGUCGGACUGCUAGAAGUAAACUCGCCUCUUUGGACCAUCUUUUGGUUUAAUAAAUGACAAAACACUGUAAUUUUCAAACAAAGCCACCAAUCUAGGUUGUUGGUCUUAGCUUUGACGACUAUAUAUUCUAUUUUUCUGAGUUUAUUUGUUUUGUUUGCAUAUGGUAGAUUUCCUGCAUGGCUGCUGCUAGUUAGAGAAGAUUCUUUUUCAUACUGCAAACCUGAUAAUUGGCUGAUGUACAAUUUCUUUCCGAUUUUUCCCAAAGGAACGUGAUAAAUCCAACGCAAAAUUAGCUCAAAAUGAUAAUGAACUUGGAAAAAUAUGGCACAAACUGCAAAGAAAACGUUGAAAAAUUGUUUUAAAUCUUGUCGUAGAACUUUGCGUGGAAACCAGAUAAAGAGGAUACCAGGUGAAGUCUUCAAAAACAACUCCGAGUUGGCCUUCUUGUAAGUAACCAGUAAACAUUAAAUCUAUUAUUAGUUUGGUCUCGAUUCACUCUCCAUUUGCGAAGAGUUAUGUCAUUGACUAACUUUGUGAGAACAGGCUUUUAAGCCAGAUGGUUUUUGUUAUCUAACUGGAUGGCAUUUCAAAAAUGCCAAAUUAAAAUCCAUCAUGUAUCCUUUUUGUAGGAGCCUAAGAAGGAACCAGAUAGAGGAGCUACCAGCUGGAGUCUUCAGUAACAACAACAAGUUGCUCAACUUGUGAGUAGGAACACUAAAAGUUCAUAGUCCACCUACAUAUUUUUACUGUAAAAUCCUUCUUCAAAUUCUUGUUAAUUUGAAAUACUCAAAUACUAUCGAACGACAACAAGUUGCCUAAUAAUUUAGUUACUAAUGAGUCAAGCCACAAUCGUUUUGAGAGAGAACCUUACUUUUUAGUUGAUCACUGAUCUAGGGUACCACAUGAUAUAUAUGUCAGCGACUGGGGAAGAUUCCACCACGUUUAUAUCUCUUGGUGACGUGAACCAAACAAGUACAGUAGUCGGUAUACCCUUCUUGAGAGGGAUUAGGUUAUGUUCGCAUAACCAUAGCAUAUGGUUAUAUAGCAUAUGUCCUUGCGCAUUAUUGGUAUUUAAACACGUUAUGCGUUCUUAUGUAAUCGUAUGACGCAGUUUUAUCAACAAUUACAGAUAUUUAGACCGAAACAAGUAUCAAAAAGGUGCCUGGUAAUUUAUUAGCUGAAUUGCUAAACCUUGCGCUGGUGAUUGACUGAUGUACAAUUUCUUUCCGAUUUUUACCAAAGCAACGUGAUAAAUCCAACGCAAAAUUAGUUCAAAAUGAUAAUGAACUUGGAAAAAUAUGGCACAAACUGCAAAGAAAACGUUGAAAAAAUUGUUUUAAAUCUGAUAUGAAUCUUGUCGUAGAACUUUGCGUGGAAACCAGAUAAAGAGGAUACCAGCCGAAGUCUUCAAAAACAACUCCGAGUUGGCCUUCUUGUAAGUAGCCAAUACACAUUUAAUUUAUUAUUAGUUUGGCUUUCAAGCCAGAUGGUUUUUGUUAUCUGACUAGAAGGCAUUUCAAAAAUGUCCAACUAAAAUCCAUCAUGUAUCCUUUUUGUAGGAGCUUAAGAGGAAACCAGAUAGAGGAGCUACCAGCUGGAGUCUUCAGUAACAACAACAAGUUGCUCAACUUGUGAGUAGGAAGACUAAACGUUCAUAGUAGACCUACGUAUUUUUACUGUGAAUCCUUCUCCAAAUUCUUGUUAAUUUAAAAUAAUCAAAUGCUAUUGAACGACAACAAGUUGUGUAAUAAUUUAGUUACUAAUGAGUCAAGCCACAAUCGUGCUGAAAGAGGAACCUUAUCUCUUAGCCGACCACUGAUCUAGAGUACAACAAGAUAUAUAUAUGUCAGCGACUGGGUUCCAUCACAAUUGUGUCCCUAGACGACGUGAACCAAACAAGUUCAGUAGUCGGUAUACCCUUCUCGAGAGGGGUUAGGUUACGUCCUCUUAAAUAUCAUUGCCCAUGAAAGGUAAUUAAACACGUCAUGCGUUCUUUUGUAAGAGAGUGACGCAGUUUUAUUAUCAGUUACAGAUUUUUAGGCCGAUACAAUAUCAAAAAGUUGCCUGGUAAUUUAAUUGCUGAAUUGCCAAACCUGUACUAGCUAUAAGUAAAGAGUGGUUGUUUUACAUUACCUAUUGCGUGAUCGUAUCGAAACGAAUAAUAAUGACGAUAAUAGUGUAAAGCACAAACUGAUAACUGAAAUCAGGUAAUAUCAUUUCCUAGGGAAUUGGGUAACAACCGGAUCAAGGAGCUGCCACCUGGAGUCUUCAAUAACAACACUGAGUUGAUCUCACUGUACGUAACCUGCCUCUUUUGAUAAUAGCCUUAUAUGUUCCAAGAGUUUAAUCCUGUUAUUAACUAAAUGUGAUCAAGAAGGUCCUGAAGCUUAGUAAGUGUAGUUAGCCUUGAAGAGGGUGAAAGAGAGUGGGACAGCUCAUAGAUGGACGGAGUUAAACAGAAAAGAGAAACCUACCUUAAUUACACAAUUCAUUCAGUUUCAUAAAUGAUCAUAUAGUAGCGUCUAACGUUAGUCCACGUUUAGUAAAUCCCAAUUUCUAUUCCUUUGAUAACUUUGUUUUAUUUGCCAGUAUGAAAAGGAGAUUUCAAGUGUUCUCUCUCAGAACAGGCUUGCCCUUCGCACUUCUUUUCACACCAAUACCACAGUCAAAUGCGAACAAGAUUUGUACUUCGCCAAGGAUUGUUGAAACAAAGCUUUCUUACCUUACAGUUUGUCGUAUUAAAGCUGAAUAAAUUACUUUCGAAGUCAGUAGUUGUUAGUUCCAACGGACAGUUCAUAGAUGGACGGAGUUACACAGAAAAGAGUAACCUACCUUAAUUUCACAAUUCAUUCAGUUUCAUAAAUGAUCAUAUCUUAGUGUCUAACGUUGGUCCACGUUUAGUAAAUUCCAAUUUCUAUGCUAUGUUUUACUUGCCGUAUGAAAAGGAGAUUUCAAGUAUUCUCUCUCAGAACAGGCUUGCACUUCGCACUUCUUUUCACAACAAUACCACAGUCAAAUGCAAAAAAGAUUUGUAAUUUGCCAGGGAUUGUUGAAACAAAACUUUCUUACCUUACAGUUCGUUGUACGGCAACAAGAUCAAUAUUUCGACCAACAAUACAUUCUCCCAUUUAACUAAGCUGCAGUGGCUGUAAGUGACAAGUCUUCCUCGUAUAUCAGCCAUUACAAGUGUCACAACUCACAUCAUCACCCGAAUAGUGCAUAUUCCUUUUCAUCGUUCACAUCCUUCAACUCUUAAAUAACUGCGUAGCAUACAGACCGAUAAAGAACGUCCGCAAUCAAUGAUCAAAGAUGUAACGGCUAAAUCUAACAAGAGACAAGAUCUCAGUAACAAGAUCAGGUACCUCAAAGGCCAAGCCUCGUGUGAAUCUGUUUUGAGUCGCAAAUUAAAACAAGGGUCGUAUUAAAGCUGAAUAAAUUACUUUCGAAGUCAGUAGUACUUUUAUUAACAUUUACAGAUUUUUAGGCCGAUAUAAUAUCAAAAAGUUGCCUGGUAAUUAUUUGCUGAAUUGCCAAACCUGCACUAGCUAUAAGUGAGGAAUGGUUGUUUUACAUUACCUAUUGCGUAAUCGUGUCGAAACGAAUAAUAAUGACGAUAAUAGUGUAAAGCACAAACCGAUUACUGUAUAACUAACAGAAAAAUAGAGUAAAAACACUUGCAAUAGCAACAAUUUUUAACUGAAAACAGGAAAUACCUUUUCCUAGGGAAUUGGGUAACAACCAGAUCAAGGAGCUGCCACCUGGAGUCUUCAAUAACAACACUGAGUUGAUCUCACUGUACGUAACCUACCUCCUCUAA
This is a messenger RNA of Pocillopora meandrina, 8690 nucleotides long. The record is from the annotation of a GenBank genome assembly. Lineage: Eukaryota; Metazoa; Cnidaria; Anthozoa; Scleractinia; Pocilloporidae.